AUGAUCCCUAGGCUCCUUCCCCUUCUCUGCCUCCGGCUGUGUGUUGGGCAAAUAAGCAUUCCUGGCAAUGGGCCUCUCCCGAAGCCCAGCCUCAGUGCCUGGCCCAGCUCAGUUCUCCCCAGCAAGAGCAGUGUGACAAUGCGAUGUAACAGCCUUACCUCAAGUAAAUACUUCAUCCUAAAAAAGGAAGGUGUUGUUCUGGAUUCUGUGAAGCCUUAUAAUUUUUCAGAGGAGAUGGCUGAUUUCCAUAUCACUGAGUUACGACAGAAUGAUGGAGGGUACUACACCUGUGAAUACUACAGCAAAUGGCUCCACAGCACACUGGCACAGUCCAGUGAUGCCCUUCUCCUCUUGGUCACAGGGUACUUACCUAAACCUUCCCUGCAAGCCCACCACAGGGGCACAGUGACUGCAGGAAGCAAGGUGACUCUGCAGUGCCAGAAAGCAGGCAGUGUGCUUGGACCCAUACAGUUUGCGUUGCUGAAGGCGGGACGCUCAUUGCCUGUGCAGACGAGGAGCGCAACAGGAAUGGUAGUAGACUUCUCUCUUCAGAACGUGACAGCCGGAGACUCGGGGAAAUACAGCUGUGUAUACUACCAGGCGAAGGCUCCCUAUCGGGCCUCAACCCCCAGCGAUCUCUUUGAGAUCUCUGUGAUAGAGCCUCCAGAGCCUCCAGAGCCCCACGGUACCAUGACAGAAGACUACACCAUGGGCAACCUCAUUCGGAUUGGAGUAGCUGCUAUAAUCAUGCUGAUAAUGGGAGGUUUUCUGGUUGAAGCCUGGCAUAGCCAGAGGUUGUCUCCAAAUAGACCUUGUGCCCCAGGGGAAAAAUGA
Molecule: messenger RNA, 834 nt
Organism: Psammomys obesus (fat sand rat)
Lineage: Eukaryota; Metazoa; Chordata; Mammalia; Rodentia; Muridae
Product: T-cell-interacting, activating receptor on myeloid cells protein 1-like
Exons: 6
Coding region: 1-834 (277 amino acids)
Cellular component (GO): plasma membrane
Source: RefSeq, a predicted model, not a curated record